AUGGGCCUCGCCGGCGACUAUGCCACGCUGAUGUUCGGCCGCUUCGUGGCCGGCGUCGGCGUGGGCUACGGGCUGAUGAUCGCGCCGGUGUACACCGCCGAGGUGUCCCCCGCGUGGGCCCGCGGCUUCCUGACCUCAUUCUCCGAAGUGUUUAUCAACGUCGGGAUCCUCCUCGGGUACGUCUCCAACUAUGCCUUUGCCUGCCUGCCGCUCCACCUCGGCUGGCGCGUCAUGCUCGGCAUCGGCGCGGCGCCGUCCGUCCUGCUGGCGCUCAUGGUGUUCGGCAUGCCCGAGUCCCCCAGCUGGCUCGUCAUGAAGGGCUGCCUCGCGGACGCCAGGCUCGUACUGGAAAGAAUCGCCGAGACGCCGGAGGAGGCUGCGGAACGCCUGGCCGACAUCAAGGCUGCCGCUGGAAUCCCGCACGAAGCCGACGGCGACGUGGUCACCGUGCCCAAGAGGAAAAGCGCCGAGGAGAAGCAGGCGUUGACUCCGUCGUGCUGUACAGCCCGCGCGUGUUCCAGAGCGCGGGCUGCGGGCAUCACCGACGACGACCAGCUCCUCGCCAGCACCUGCGCCGUCGGCGUCACCAAGACUGUUAUCGUGCUGUUGGCCGCGGUCCUCCUGGACCGCGUCGGAAGGCCCCCGAUGAUGCUGACCAGCUCCGGCGGCAUGGCCGUCUCGCUCGUCGGUCUCGGCACAGGGCUCACCGUCGUGGGCCGGCACCCACACACCGAAGUUCCCUGGGCCGUGGCCCUGUGUGUCACGUCCACUCUGGCAUUCGUGUCGUUCUACUCGAUCGGCCUCGGGCCCAUGACGGCGGUUUACACCUCGGAGAUCUUCCCGCUGCGGGUUCGCGCGCUGGGCUACGCGGUCGGCGUGGCGUGCAACCGCGUGACGAGCAGCGUCGUCUCCAUGACCUUCCUGUCGCUGUCCAGCGCCAUCACCAUCGGCGGCAGCUUCUUUCUCUACGCCGGCAUCGUCACUCUCUCGUGGGUGUUCUUCUUCACCUGUCUCCCGGAGACGCGCGGCCGGACGCUGGAGGAGAUGGGAGAGCUGUUCGGCACGAUUGACGCGGGCACCGAAGCAGAUGACGCCUCCGCGAGACUCCUUGCGUCAGAGUUGACCACACGAUACUGUUUUUGCGCUUUGGUUUGUCUGCACCUGGAGAUAGUGAUGGGCAUCUUGAACAUUUACUCGCUCAUCGGGUCCUUUGCGGCAGGGCGGACGUCCGACUGGAUUGGGCGCCGCUUCACUGUGGUCUUCGCCGCUGCCAUCUUCUUCGCCGGCUCGCUGCUCAUGGGUUUCGCCGUCAACUACGCCAUGCUCAUGGCGGGCCGGUUCGUGGCUGGCGUCGGGGUGGGCUACGCGAUCAUGAUCGCGCCCGUUUACACCGCCGAGAUCUCGCCGGCGGCAGUCCGCGGCUUCCUGACGUCCUUCCCGGAAGUGUUCAUCAACUUCGGUAUCCUGCUCGGUUACGUGUCGAACUUCGCGUUCGCUCGCCUUCCCCUCUACCUCGGCUGGCGCGUCAUGCUCGGCAUCGGCGCGGCGCCGUCCGCCCUGCUUGGGCUCAUGGUGUUCGUCAUGCCCGAAUCACCUAGGUGGCUCGUCAUGAAGGGCCGCCUCGCGGACGCCAGAGCGGUGCUGGAGAAGACCACUGAGACGCCAGAGGAGGCCGCGGAACGCCUAGCCGACAUCAAGGCUGCGGCGGGGAUUCCCAAGGACCUCGACGGAGACGUGGUCACCGUUCCCAAGGAGCGAAACGGUGGUGAGAAGCAGGCUUCUGGCAUCGACUCCGUCGUCCUGUACAGCCCGCGCGUGUUCAAGAGCGCGGGAAUCACCGACGACAACAAGCUCCUGGGCACCACCUGCGCGGUGGGCGUCACCAAGACGCUCUUCAUCCUGGUGGCCACGUUCCUGCUCGACAGAGUCGGCCGGCGGCCGCUCCUACUGAGCAGCGUGGGCGGCAUGAUCAUCUCGCUCGUCGGCCUCGGGACGGGCCUCACCGUCGUGGGGCACCACCCGGACGCCAAGAUCCCGUGGGCCGUCGCCCUGUGCAUCCUGUCCGUCCUGGUCUACGUGUCGUUCUUCUCGAUAGGGCUCGGGCCCAUGGGGUCGGUUUACCCCUCGGAGAUCUUCCCGCUGCGGGUGCGCGCGCUGGGCUUCGCGGUCGGCGUGGCCAGUAACCGCGUUACCAGCGGCGUGAUCUCCAUGACCUUCCUGUCCCUCUCCAAGGCCAUCACCAUCGGCGGCAGCUUCUUCCUCUACUCCGGCAUCGCCGCGCUCGCGUGGGUUUUCUUCUUCACCUACCUCCCGGAGACUCGAGGUCAGACGUUGGAGGAAAUGGGCAAGCUGUUCGGCAUGGAAGACACGGACAUGGCUGAAACAGAAAACACCGCUGCCAAGGAGAAAGUAGUGGAAAUGCCCACGAGCUAG
Molecule: messenger RNA, 2433 nt
Organism: Miscanthus lutarioriparius
Lineage: Eukaryota; Viridiplantae; Streptophyta; Magnoliopsida; Poales; Poaceae
Source: the annotation of a GenBank genome assembly